AUGUCAGCUUUCACUGCCCUCAAUGGGGGCUCACCAAAAACCUCGGAACCACCCAACCCGCCGGCCGAUGCCAGCAGAGCUGCUCCGUCAGACGGGCGCCCCAACGGACAACCCAUCCCACCCGAGCUCAAGUCAACAACCACCGUCACGGAACCCUCCAUCGCCACGGAAUCCUCCAUUGCCACGGAACCCUCCACAAGCCAAAGGGAAAGCUGGGCUGGCCCGAGCCAGGACAGAUCGCCGUAUCAGUCCGCCAACUACCCCGAUGUUGAUGGCUCACACAAGAGAAAACGAUCCGACUCUGUGGAGCUGCGAAGAGAAGCUCCCCCGCCCAAGGAAAAGUCUCCCGGCGCUGCAUCUCACUCUCAUCCUCCAGAGUCACGUGAUCUUUAUGAGACACCCUCGCGCGAGCGCGACCCCCGUUCCUACGCUGAACGCGAAGACUUGCGCGAACAUGGCGAUUCGUGGUAUUCACGCGAAGGAAGAGAAAGGGAUGAGCGGGCCUACUACGACCAGCCUUCCGCCACGUCCACCCAAGGUCAAUCGGAGGAGCAGAUUGGUGAGGCGCUAAGGCGUGCCAACCAGAUGGAUGGACAUGACUACGACAACACCAGCCCUGACGGCGACGACAGAUCCAUGGCAUAUGGCUCCUACACGCCUGGUGGAUCUCGUGACCCCACACUCCAGUCCGACAAGAAGAGAAAGCGCAACUUCAGCAACCGGACCAAGACGGGUUGCCUCACGUGCCGCAGGAGGAAGAAGAAAUGCGAUGAGCAGAAACCCGAAUGUAGCAACUGUCUCCGUGGAGGUUUUGUUUGCGCAGGAUACCCUCCGCAGCGCAACACGGCCUGGCAAAAGCCAGACAGUAAGGGUGCGGCCAUUCCCUUGGAGUCCAAGGAUCCCAGCUAUGUCCCGCCCGGCGCAUACGGCAUGCCGCAGCAAGCUCCGUACGGCAGCCAGCCUGCCAUCGGACAGAGACGGGAGCCGUUGCCCCAUUACCGCGGACAGCCACUGCGGAUAGACCCCCCCCAAGGGCGGCCGCUGCUGACUGAUGACGACCGGCCGACGGCUUCGACUAUCCCCAGCGCAUCCGUAACGAGCCCCGAGAACAAGCUUUCUGCCAUUCCCUACACCCCUGCCAACGCCUUUCCCACGCCUGUCAGCGCUCAAGGGCCUCCACAUGCUCCCUUUUCGGAGAGAAAGGAGUAUCAGCGCGUCCCUCCGUUGCACGACAUCAGCAGGACUGGUCCAGAGCCCGAAACGCCUCACCCCGGCCACACGCUGCCCCAGAUCAAUAUUCUUCACCCAACGAGAUCGAACAGCCCCAUCCCGCAGCAACAGCAGCCGCCGCCGCCGCCGCCGCAGCCCCCGGCAACUACCAACGUGCAGGUCGCGGCGCAGUUGGCACUAUCACACGCCCAGUUCUCCCCCAGCAGGACCAGGACUCAAAAGGAGGACAUGCUCAACGGGAAGCUCUACUACCCAUUCGACAAGGAGCUCGUAUUGGAGCGCGAACGCUGCAGCGCAGCUUGCUGGCGAUUCAACAACUCGACGAACCCGAACAACGGCGUCUCUCCAACGGAGCGCGCACGCCUUUUCCGCGAGAUUCUGCAGCCUCGCGACCCGAUACAGAUUUCGCCAACCGUCGCCUCACCUGUGGCGAACCUGGGGAGAGUGGGUGAGCAUGUGGUCGUGGAGGCGCCCUUCACUUGCGACUAUGGCUACAACAUUUCCAUCGGGCAAAACGUUCUCAUUGGCCGGAGCUGUACUAUUAUUGAUACGUGCGAGGUCAAGAUUGGCGACAAUUGCCACAUCGGUCCGAAUGUAAGCAUCUACACUGCGACACUACCCACCGAUCCCAAGAAGCGCAUGGGCAGCAAGGGGCCACAGUUUGGCAUGCCCAUUACCAUCGGGGAGGACUGCUUUAUCGGUGGGGGGGUUAUCAUCCUACCAGGCGUCACGAUCGGGCGGGGAAGCACCGUCGGGGCUGGCUCAGUUGUCACAAAGGAUGUCCCUCCAUUCACCAUUGCCGUUGGUAAUGCUGCCAGGAUCAUCCGUGGCAUUUCCUCCUAG
Colletotrichum higginsianum IMI 349063 is the source of this 2073-nucleotide messenger RNA. Its product is annotated as Bacterial transferase hexapeptide. Gene Ontology annotation, biological process: regulation of DNA-templated transcription. Gene Ontology annotation, molecular function: acetyltransferase activity; DNA-binding transcription factor activity, RNA polymerase II-specific; zinc ion binding. The record is from RefSeq and is a predicted model, not a curated record. NCBI's taxonomy places the organism in Eukaryota, Fungi, Ascomycota, Sordariomycetes, Glomerellales, Glomerellaceae. The transcript is spliced from 3 exons. The coding region runs from base 1 to 2073 and encodes 690 amino acids.